AUGGCCAACGGUGGGAAGUCUACCUUUAUAUUAGCGCUACAAGGUCAAAUUACUACUGCCCAGUUCCCUGAACACGACUCGAUUUGGAUACGGUAUAACUUUGUUGCCGGACCCGAUUGGACCUUUCUAUCUGGAGAUACGGAAGGAAUUUCUGCGUCCUGUUUUAGGAAUUCCAAUCAGCGGUUUGUUUUUAAUUUACCGUUUGCCGCAACGUUUCGGACGACGAAUGCAUUUCGAUGGCCCCAACUUGUGAUAACCUGUUUUGGCCGCGAUUUUUGGGGCAACGAAGUCGUGAAAGGCUACGGAGCUGUACCAAUGCCGACCGUGUUGGGAAGGCAUAGAUUAGAAGCAGCAUGUAGCGCUCCUGAACCGUCCUCGGCGUUCCAAGGAUUUAUCGGAAUGGUUACCGGGAAGACACCUGAAUUGAUAGACCCGAAUUUGUUAGCUGGACCCGAUACAAGGGAGGUUUUACGGAUGGCUACCGAGGGAUUGGUAAGCGUGGAAGUUGAUGUGAUGCAUAAAGAUAUGAAACGAAAUGGCUUUGAUUGGGAUAUUGGGACGUUGAGAACACCUUCUACGGCUCCAUUACCCGUCUUAGAAACGCUUUCCUGUUCGGCCGGCCGACAAAACCAGAAGACAAUGGAAGGUGGUGGAUAUCAAGCCUCAUUCAUGGAUCGGGAUCAAUAUGCGCCUCCACCAAAGAGGUUCCGCCCUGAACCCGGUGUCGACCCGACCAACCCAGAUCCAUCCAUUGUUGUUCACGUCCGGAAUCUGUCCAGUAGGGCUACGGAAGCAGAUCUCUUGGAAGCGCUGAGCUCCUUCGGGCAGAUUGCCUACGCAACGGUGAUGCCAAAUAAGCGCAUGGCUCUCGUCGAGUUUGAGUCAAUCGACGCCGCUAAGCAGUGUGUUAAUUUUGCUGCCACAAAGCCGAUUAAUGUGGCUGGAGUUCCGGCACUUUUCAAUUACUCCACUUCGCCGAUGAUCCAGCGACUCGGCCUCGAGAGUGAACGGCCGAAUCAUAUUUUGAUUCUCACCGUAUAUAACGCUCAAUAUCCGAUCACCGUCGAGGUCAUCCAUGAAAUCUGCGCUCCGAAUGGAGAUGUUAAGAAGAUCGCUAUUAUUCGACGGACCUUGCUGCAGGUUCUCGUCGAAUUCUCCGACCAAGAAACAGCUCGUCGUGCCAAAUAUGCUAUGAAUGGAGCUGAUAUCUACUCAGGAUGUUGCACCCUUAAAGUUGAAUUUGCAAAGCCUGACCACGUGAAAGUGACCCGGAACGAUGAGACUCAAUGGGAUUACACUCGCCCUGACCUCGGAGCAGGAGAUGCUGGUGCUCCAGCCCCCGCAUACACACGACGCCCACUAAUCGGGGGAGCCAAUGGAGGUCCCCCAGCACAGUCACACCGUUAUGAACAAGUACCACAGGGAGCCGGCGCUGGCCGACGAGAUGAAUACGGUGGGCGUGACCCAGGCUACGCAGACAACUACGGACGAGACCCAUCACAAAUGACACAAAGUGGCUACAGUGGACACAGCAGUGGGGGUGGACACACAGCUCAUGGAGACUAUGGAUAUGGUGGCAGAUCUGCACCACCGGCCCAUCAAGAACGAUAUGAUUACGGUCGGAGCGGACAUCCAGACAAUGCUCCGCGACUCUCUGGAGGCAGCCCAGUUAUUAUGAUCUAUGGUAUCACGCACGAGACUAUGAACUGCGAGAAGCUGUUCAACAUCCUAUGCCAGUAUGGCAAUGUCGAGCGGAUCAAGUUUAUGAAGAAGAAGACGGAUACGGCUAUGGUUGAGAUGGGACAGCCGGCACAGGUCACGUCAGUGCUCCAAUUCUUACAAGGAAUGGAAAUGUUCGGCUGCAACAUCACUAUCCGCCCCUCCAAGCAAACCGAAGUCCGGGAACAAGGCGCCAUCUUCCAGCUGCCCGAUGGGUCGCCAUCUUUCCGCGAUUACUCAAACUCCCGGAAUCAGCGUUAUUCGACUCCGGAAUUGGCGUUCCGCAAUCGAGUCUGCGCUCCAACAAAUACCAUCCAUUGGUUCAAUGCCCCGGUUACGAUGGAUGUCGAGAAAAUUACAGAGCUAUUCCGCACCGCCGGUGGACCACUUCCAGCCAAGGUGAUGGUCAACCAAAGUCGUACCGAGAAGAGCCGUGCCGGUACUGCCGAAUUUCAUACGAUUGUCGAGGCUAACGAGGCUCUUGCUCUUGCCAAUCACACUCCGGUGGCCACCUCAAUCUCCCGAAUGCCCUUCAUCGUCAAAAUGGCCUACUUUGCUCCCGGUCCAAAAUUCUACGGCGCCCAUGCAAACGAACAUGAA
This is a messenger RNA of Mesorhabditis spiculigera, 2319 nucleotides long. Lineage: Eukaryota; Metazoa; Nematoda; Chromadorea; Rhabditida; Rhabditidae. The record is from the annotation of a GenBank genome assembly.